AUGGCUACAACAAUAGCUUGUGAUUUUUCUUCUUUGGAAUCUCUUCAACACUACUUGCUUGAGCCUGAACAUGUUUCAUCCUCUUACAAUCCAUUUCCAAGCCCUACCAUUAACCAUGAUGCCAGUAAAUCAUCAGCAUGCAAAAGGGUUACACCUGCGGCGGCGCGUGAGGUUCACGCGCCACCGAGAUGGAAGCACUACAGGGGCGUGAGGCGCAGGCCGUGGGGGAAGUUCACGGCGGAGAUAAGGGACCCGAAUAAAAACGGUGCAAGGGUUUGGCUUGGGACUUAUGAGACUGAAGAGGAAGCGGGUUUGGCUUUUGAUAGAGCUGCUUUCAAGAUGCGUGGAAGAAAAGCCAAGUUGAAUUUUCCCCACCUUAUUGGCUCCCACGCGCCGCCGCAGGAAGAGGUGAGGGUGGUGGAAGCUUCGAAGCGGAACUCGCCAGAGCCUUGUUCACCGCCUUCACUGGCUUCGGAGUCACAGGGGUCAAAGAGGAGGAAGAACUUAGCAGAUGUACUAAAUAGGUUAGCCAAGAAUAGAAACCAAGUACUGAAGGUGUUUGAAAUUGGUUCAGAGGCAAAUGGUAAUUGCGAUGUUGAUCAAUGGUUGAAUGAUUGUGGUGUAAUCUGGUGUUCAUAA
This is a messenger RNA of Gastrolobium bilobum, 639 nucleotides long. Its product is annotated as ethylene-responsive transcription factor 1-like. The record is from RefSeq and is a predicted model, not a curated record. The transcript has a single exon. Gene Ontology annotation, biological process: ethylene-activated signaling pathway; regulation of DNA-templated transcription. Gene Ontology annotation, molecular function: DNA-binding transcription factor activity; DNA binding. Lineage: Eukaryota; Viridiplantae; Streptophyta; Magnoliopsida; Fabales; Fabaceae. Bases 1 to 639 code for a protein of 212 amino acids.